AUGCCCAUUAAAUCCUUAGAAUCGUUCUUGUUCGAAAGAAAGCUUGUCAAUACCAGCUCUAUUGAAAUACUUAAGAAUGCCACCGUUGGAAUUGAUGUAGAGCAUUAUUUGAGUCGGAUUUAUACGUUCAAGAAAGAACAAUUCUUGUUCAGUGUUGGGGGGGUUCCUUCUUCCCUAGAAAGCUAUAUUCAAUCAGACUUAAAAGUAUUUAAAGAGUUCAAUAUCAGGCCAUUAUUUGUCGUACCUGGUUUACAUGUUAACUCCAAAGAAGGUCAAUAUGUAACGAAUGAGUUAUCUCAGCAAGAACAACACUUGGAAACUACAUGGAACAAGCUUUAUUCAAAACACUCUAGCCCCAAUGGAUCCAACUACGUUUAUCUGAGUGAGUCUUUCAGACUACAUGUCGAUCCCUUGCCCAUCCGUCCAAUGGUGAACGAUUUAGUCAAAUACUUCAUUAAGAAUGGAAUUGACUAUAUGAUUAGUCCUUACGACGCAUCUUUCCAAUUAUCUUAUCUUUAUCAGAAUGCACUCAUUGAUUCUAUCUACGGCUCAACUGAUGUGCUUCUCACGAAGAUCGAUAAAUUCAUUUUGGGUAUGGAGUUCCAAUCAAAAGACUUCAGAUAUGUCGAUAAACAAAAAGUGCUUAAUGAGUUGAGUUUAACCGAAAGACAAUUUAUUGACAUAAGUAUAAUGGUUGGAUGCUCUCCUCAACCGAAAACCUUCUCAAAUCUUCCUCCAUUGCCAAAACCCAACCCGAUGUCACCCUACCAGCAAAGUUAUUUCAAAUUGGCAUUGGAUAUCUUCUUUCAAUUUAGUUCUUUCACCGGAGGCUCUAAUGGGGAUUUUUUCGGGUAUAUUUCUGGCUUAAAUGAUCCUUCCUUGGUUGAGUUAUACUUCCGUGGACACGCAGCUAUAAAAUAUAUGCCCGUCUUGAAUAUUGAUGGAUAUGCGGGUUUAUAUUGCAACGAAAUGCAAAAAUUAGGAUUGGCCGACGACGUCGAUUUGUGUCAACCUGAGGAUCAAAUCCUUCCGAAAGAGAAUCAUGAACAAUCGAAUUUGAGUCUUAAGGUUCCUACCGAGAUCCACAAUGUUAUUUCGCAGAGACUUCCUCCUGAAAUUUAUUUAUAUCAAUCGCUAGGAUUGUUACCUUUGAAAUUUCUUGAGGCGAUUACUCUGGGAGUUUCAACUAUUCGGCCCCCUCUUGAAAGCGGCUUGGGUGAAGGGUACAAGAAGCUCAUAACAUGUGCCGAUACCAUAAACACCUGGGAUUAUCAAUUCAACUUGAUAACCCAGCUAUUGGCAAGAUAUUAUCAAGUCAAGAAAAUAGAGGUCGUAUAUUGGUUUCGGGAUGAGAAGUUAAUCUUGAAUAAUCGCCUAGUUCCGCCAGUAAGUACAAAGGUCAAUUUCCUCCACAUGAACUUACCUGAUACGUUCAAUUUGAAAGAUUUCCUCAAGCAGUUACCGCCAAGUUUUGGAGAAACUGCUGAAACAGAAGGAGGAUCUCUUUAUGACCCAUCCCUGGAUGGGAGCUUGGUAGCCACAUCACUUCUUAGAGCCUUGUUUGUCCAUAAACUCAUUGACAAUUCAACUAAUCUGGUACAAGCGCCAUUGAAAUUACUUCAAAGAUUCCUCGAAGCGAAUCCUACAAUUCCUGGUGAGUAUCUUGAGGAAAUUUCAUUGCUUGUUUUAUUGUUAAGCAGUGGGAGCUACAAUUUGUUUUUAAUUGAUCGCAGCUACCCUAGUGUUCCAAAAAGCUUUAAGAAUCCUGGGGCCGACGAGGACUUGUUGCUGGAUGAGGUUAGACAAGUUGCGCUCGCUUCAAGGAUUUUUUCUUUGCACAGAUUCAACAUUCAUCCCAUCAAUUAUCAAGGGCCAAUAUCUAGAAGCUUGCUCAAUUUCAGAAGUCAUUUGACUUUUGUAAAGGAACUUUUAGUUACAUCUAUUGAGACAUGUCUUGUUGAUUUGGUCGCACGGCAAGAAUCGGUCAAGUUAAAACAUCAAUCCAGAGAUCUGUGGUAUAACUUGAUUGAUCAAUUGCCUUUUUACUCAGAUCUAAACAACACUUUGCUUGGAGUCGUCUAUGAGGUAUAUUUGGAGAAUUGCAUCAAACGCAUGAAAUUGACUCUGUCAGUGGAGGAACUGAUCGCAACUUCAAAAACUUAUUUGUUGGAUCAAAUUUUGCAAGUGAACAAUCCGUCCUUUAAUAUCAAUCUUAGCAGUAUUAACAGCGUCACUCCUGAGCAAUUUUCGAAUGAUUUACAUUCGGGUAUCAAAUUGUGGGAUUACUUUGUGGAGAUUUCGAAGAUUGCAGUUGAGAUGAAUGUUUUCGUGUCCGAGACUGAUCUCAAAUUAAUUCAUGACACCAAUGAACUUGUGCAUCAAUUUGCAAACGUAUAG
Molecule: messenger RNA, 2397 nt
Organism: Sungouiella intermedia
Lineage: Eukaryota; Fungi; Ascomycota; Pichiomycetes; Serinales; Metschnikowiaceae
Source: the annotation of a GenBank genome assembly